Messenger RNA from Durusdinium trenchii, 912 nucleotides. The record is from the annotation of a GenBank genome assembly. NCBI's taxonomy places the organism in Eukaryota, Dinophyceae, Suessiales, Symbiodiniaceae.
AUGGAGCAGCUUCUUUCCAAACCGAACGUAGUGUACACGAAGGCAGACCAAUGCCAAUAUGGACUCCGUGGAGAAUCUGGCCAACCCCAAAGAAAACGGACUGGCUUUGCCACCAACAGCCCGGAGAUCGCCAAGGCUCUAGACGCCCUAUGCCCUGGCGACCAUCAACACGAAGUCAUCAUUGGUGGCACCAAGUCCAAGAAAGCACAAAUCUAUCCGGAAGGUCUUCGGGAAGCCAUUUUGGCUGCCUACGCAAGAUCGAUUGGAGCUGAGGUUUAUACCAUCACCUCCGAACAGAUGUUCCUGGAGAAUGAUCGCCUGAACUCAUUGUUGGCAGUAGAACUGAUGGUGACGGUGACCAAGGAGAACUUGAACCGGAAAGCGAUGAACGAACAAAUGCUCCACUCCCUCUCGAACGAGCUCAGCUUCAACGAAUGUGUCGGAGUGGAUGUGGUCUUCUUGCCAACCUUGGGCAAUCGAGGACUCUUAAAUGGAGAUGACGGACAUCGACAUCGAGAAGACGCUCCAGUGCCGAAGAUCGGCGACCUCAGCAUUGAAAGAUCCAUGAAGCUUCGGAAGGCUGCAGCUCAAGCUUUCAUCGAAGCCGAUGCAGACAACGCCUUGCGGAGAGCUAUUUCAUCAGGACCAAGACCGAUCCUGGACUACGACAUCGGUGAGAUUGUCUACUUCUAUCGAAUGGGAGCGGAUAAAAAGCUCAAGUUCAAACCAGGCUACUGGCACCACAAGAGAACCUUCAUCAACCACCAGAAGCAGAAGAUCUACAAGAACCAGAUCAUGACGAACGACCUGCUGAAGAGGUACCAGAAGAACGACCAGAAGAACACCCCGACGUGGACGAGAACAACAAAAGAGAAUAUGAUGAAGGGGAAGCCCAAGAACAACCGCCAUUAA